Penicillium samsonianum is the source of this 795-nucleotide messenger RNA. RefSeq names its product copper homeostasis protein CutC. Lineage: Eukaryota; Fungi; Ascomycota; Eurotiomycetes; Eurotiales; Aspergillaceae. The transcript is spliced from 2 exons. Gene Ontology annotation, molecular function: copper ion binding. Bases 1 to 795 code for a protein of 264 amino acids. The record is from RefSeq and is a predicted model, not a curated record.
AUGAGUCAAACUGCUGUUACACAAAGACCAAUCCUAGAGAUUGCGUGUUUCAAUCAGGAAUCGGCCGUGGUUGCUGCGAGAGCAGGAGCUGACCGCAUCGAGUUAUGCAAGGACUACCAUCUCGGUGGACUAUCGGCCGACGCAGAGAUUCUCGAAAAUCUGAAAUCACAGCUCACAAUACCAAUAUAUGCGAUGAUUCGACCACACGCGGAAGGCUUCUGCUACGAAGAACUCGACUUUGAGGUGAUGAAACGAACGCUCAAUUCUCUCAAGUCCUACGGGGCUGACGGUUUCGUCUUCGGGAUUUUGAAUCGAUCCCCACAAAAGCCUCGUGAUCCGAAUGUGUCGUGGGUCGAUGUAUCCCGUAACAAGCAGCUUGUCCAACUAGCUGAGGGGCGACCCUGCACAUUUCAUCGCGCGUUUGAUCUCAUUCCCGAAUCCCACUGGGAGAACGCAUUGGCCGACAUCAUGGAGUGUGGGUUUGCAUCGAUUUUAACCAACGGUGGUGCUUCGGGGACUACAGCAACGGAAUGUGUUGAUAAGCUGCAAACUCUAGUACGUUAUAAAACGCAACUACAGGGGGGAAGAAAACUUCAAAGCAACAGAGUUCCAGAAAUUAUUGUUGGAGGUGGUGUGAGGGCAUCAAACAUAGGCUUGCUCCGCGACGUCACCGGUGCCUCGGUCUUCCAUUCCGCUGCUCUUCUAGCCUCGGACGAGGUGACAUGUGCAAAUGAAGUGUUUAAGAUGAAAGAUAAGAUAGCUCGGGCAUGGGAGGUAGAUGGAAAGGCGCAAUAA